AUGGCUUCCGGAUUCGGCGCACAUGGCGGACCCUCGAGGUGCUUUCCCUUCUGGCAAGAGCUGCUCGGCUGCUACGUUGUCAACACGACUGAGGAAGAUGGCAAGGGCAAGGCCAAGUGCGGUGCCGCCCUAGAGGACUACUACGAGUGCCUGCACCACAAGAAAGAGGCCGCGAGGACGAGAGCGCUGCAAGCUGCGUACAGAAAGGCAGCGACUGCUAGCGAGCGAGACAGCGCUCCGAGCGCUGGUCACAUCCGAAGCCUGGGCACCCUGGGUGGUGAAGAGUCAACGAAGGGCUUGACCGAGAGUUCAUGA
Verticillium nonalfalfae is the source of this 315-nucleotide messenger RNA. RefSeq lists its product as uncharacterized. The transcript has 3 exons. The coding region runs from base 1 to 315 and encodes 104 amino acids. The record is from RefSeq and is a predicted model, not a curated record. Gene Ontology annotation, biological process: mitochondrial respiratory chain complex I assembly. NCBI's taxonomy places the organism in Eukaryota, Fungi, Ascomycota, Sordariomycetes, Glomerellales, Plectosphaerellaceae.